Messenger RNA from Trypanosoma brucei brucei TREU927, 1227 nucleotides. RefSeq lists its product as hypothetical. The record is from RefSeq and is a predicted model, not a curated record. Lineage: Eukaryota; Euglenozoa; Kinetoplastea; Trypanosomatida; Trypanosomatidae. The transcript has a single exon. The coding region runs from base 1 to 1227 and encodes 408 amino acids.
AUGCGGGCGCACACACACACACACACACACACACACAGAAUGAGUACGGAGCCGCACAAUGAGCACGCCCCACAUGUUUUGGGAAGAAAACUGAAAGCUAGGAAAGUUGAGCGGCUACAAAGCUUGCGGUUACGCAGGCGACCUGUCGUGAGCGGUGCGUUGCCUGCCGCGACAGAAUUCUGUGAUGCGGCUGGUGUAUCCGAGGUUACUGGAAACAAAAGCGCAGCACAGGUGGACACCUCAACUUCCGUUUGUAAGGAGCGCGAACGUUCUUUUCCUUCCACAGGUGAUGGAUGCGGUGCACCGAGAGCCUAUCUGAACUCAACGACAUCGAAAUUGACAAAACAAGCACAUUUUUCUUCUCCCUAUAUGGACACAAGGAUUCCUAUCGCUUGCUCGGAGGAGUAUCAUUGGGCUCCGCUGCAUACUUCAUUUGCCCAUGAGCUAGUAGCGGAGCACAACACCCUUGUAGAAUGGUACGAGGAGCAUUUUAUUAAGUGCCAACAGCAGAGCACCGAGCGGCAACCGCCAUUUUCGCCGGAAGAAAAUUAUACUGAAGUUUUACCCGUUUGGCUCGCCGUCGCGCGAUCACGCCAUCGGGAGCUUUCCCGUUUUGUGCAAUAUCACCGCACGUACUUCAACGGAAUUGACAUGGAGGAACUGCAACUCACUGAAGAAUGCCUUCGAAGACUUGAGCAGUGUUUGGUGAGUGCAGGGUGUCAGGAGUUGACCUCAUGUUCUGAUUGUUCCGCUACGUUAUCUGCGGAUUGCUACGGAGAGGCCGCUGGCCACUCACCAGAGAAACAUCCGGGUUGUACCGCCUUAGGUAUUCCUAGGCAGUGCACUAAUGUUUCAGUAGAAGUUGUUGAUGACGUUGGGAAAGGGUCUCAACUGUCGUUGCAUUCCUUUCCUGUAGCUGAUUCACAUGCUGUGCAGUUAUGUUUGGGGGAAACUAAUUGGAGGACUGCCGCACGUGUAAGUGGGAAGGACUGCAGGGUCGUGUGUAACAGACCGCCGCCGCCCGUCCCAGGUGAUCUUGGUUGCGAAGGAAUGACAGACGACGUGAUUACGGAGCGUGAUGUGUAUUUACAGCCCUUUCUCACUUACUUUAGUUUUUCACCUCAGGGAAGGCAAAGCCGAAGGGUCAAGUUAUUCCUCGCUAUUGUCGCCCUGUCUUUGAUAUUUUUUUGUGUGGCUGUUGCAUUGGUGUCACAAAAGUUUCGAUGA